This is a messenger RNA of Homalodisca vitripennis (glassy-winged sharpshooter), 519 nucleotides long. RefSeq lists its product as uncharacterized. The transcript has a single exon. NCBI's taxonomy places the organism in Eukaryota, Metazoa, Arthropoda, Insecta, Hemiptera, Cicadellidae. The record is from RefSeq and is a predicted model, not a curated record. The coding region runs from base 1 to 519 and encodes 172 amino acids.
AUGACAGUUAUAAAGGACUUGGGGUUGUACAUGACACCAUCCUUGGAUCCAGGUAUACAUAUCACCAAGACUUGUGCUAAAGCCAAUCGUAUUCUGGGGUUCAUUUCCCGAACAUCAAGAAACGCCCUAUCUCCUGCAACAUUGAAGACCCUCUACGUGACUCUUGUUCGUCCCACUGUUGAAUAUGGUUCUACUGUCUGGGCUACCCACCAGAUUGGACAUUGCGACCAUCUAAAUAAAGUUAAGAGACGUUUUCUGCGAUUGGUAGGAGUUAGAAGUGGCAUCCGUUAUCCUGAUGUUGAUAUACAGGUUAUUGCAAGCCAACACCAGAUCCUUUCGCUUUCAUCUAGAAGAGUGGCUCUUGACUUUAUAUUUCUAUUCAAGAUUGUCAAUAGUUUGGUUGAUUGCCCUGAGCUCCUGCGUCACAUAGACCUCCAUGUACCUGCCGCAACCCGCCUUCUGCAGCCUUUCUCCAAGCACUCACACCGGAUUGUCUACAGUACGCCUACCAGAGUGUAA